Molecule: messenger RNA, 959 nt
Organism: Trichogramma pretiosum
Lineage: Eukaryota; Metazoa; Arthropoda; Insecta; Hymenoptera; Trichogrammatidae
Exons: 3
Coding region: 308-682 (124 amino acids)
Molecular function (GO): protein binding
Source: RefSeq, a predicted model, not a curated record
UAGCGGCAGUCGAGCCUUUGCCAGACUGCUGCUCUCGGCACGGGCGCUUCCACCUAUACAUAAUAUAAUAAUAAUAAUAAUAAUAUACAACAACAUCCUACUACCUAUACACAACACAUCCAUCUCCGAUUCUCGACUCGACGUCGCGCUGAGCUGAGCUCUCUGAGGCAAUACAGCAGCAGCAGCAGGGCAGGGAUUCUCUCGCCGCCGCCGCCACCGCGACUGCCGAGAAAGAGAGAGAGAGAGAGAGAAAGAGAGCCGAGAGUUUGUCUAUCGUAGCACUCGCUGGCCGCAGCCAGUGUCAGAUAUGUGCGCGAAAAUGGCUUUCCAGCACCAGCCUGGUACUGCGAUGGAAUGCCUCAGCAUUCCAAUUACUCUUCACAAAGAAAUUGAAAUCAAUGCUAAUGGCGAAGAAGUUAUGAAAUGUGGUUUUAAAAUUGGAGGUGGUAUUGAUCAAGAUUACAAAAAGAGUCCACAAGGCUACACAGAUAACGGAAUAUAUGUUACAGAGGUACAUGAAGGUUCUCCAGCAGCGAGAAGUGGGUUAAGAAUGCACGAUAAAAUAUUACAAUGUAAUGGUUAUGACUUUACAAUGGUAACUCAUAAAAAAGCUGUGGGGUAUAUUCGUAAACACCCUGUGUUAAAUCUUUUAGUUGCGCGUAGAGGUGUUACAAGUACUUAAAUUAAAAUAGGAUGAAAGAUGUGCUGAUUUAUAUAGCUUGUUUAAAUGAAAUUUUUAUAUGAAAGAUUACAUGAGGUAGAGUUUGUUACAAAGACUUGAUAUUUACAAAAAAACAUUGUAUUUGUAUUGUAUUUAUAUUCGUAGUUGCAUAAAGCCUAAAUGAAUUUAUAAAAAAAGUUUCAAAAAUAGAGUAUCUAAGGUAAUCAGUUAAUUGUAAUGAAAAAUUAUUUAUAUUAAAAGCACAUCUUUCAUAAAAAUUUAUAUCCAAAGUGUAACA